Molecule: messenger RNA, 4905 nt
Organism: Phalacrocorax carbo (great cormorant)
Lineage: Eukaryota; Metazoa; Chordata; Aves; Suliformes; Phalacrocoracidae
Source: RefSeq, a predicted model, not a curated record
GGCACUUUACCCUGAGGCUGCAAUUGAAACAGAUGUGCUUGCUGUGAAUUUCUGUCGUAUCUGGACUUUUUUUGUACCAAAGGUGAUAACACUUUCCUUCCUGUGAUAUUUUUUUUCCUUUUCUUUUGCACAUAUUUUCCAUAAACGGAAUGAAAUGGAGAAGUUGAAGAAAUAUGCAUCAGUGAAAGAUGAAGAUCAGUUUUAUCAUCAGGGAGCUGCGGAGUUGCUAGUCUUUAACUUUCUGCUUAUUCUUACAAUAUUAACAAUUUGGUUGUUUAAAAACCAUCGAUUCCGCUUUCUGCAUGAAACUGGAGGAGCUAUGCUUUAUGGCCUUGUAAUGGGAUUAAUUAUACGAUACGCAACAAAGGCAUCAGAUGUUGAAAGUGGAACUGUUUAUGAAUGUGAAAAGCUGAAAUCUGGGCCAUCCACUCUACUUAUUAAUAUAACUAAUCAGGUCUACGAAUAUCAAUACAAAAGAGAGAUCAGCCACCACAAUGUCAAUGGUCACCAGGGCAAUGCAAUGCUUCAAAAGAUGACAUUUGAUCCUUCCAUUUUCUUCAAUAUUUUGCUGCCACCCAUUAUAUUUCAUGCUGGAUAUAGUUUAAAGAAGAGACAUUUUUUUCGUAACUUAGGAUCGAUUCUAACCUAUGCCUUUUUGGGAACUGCCAUCUCCUGCAUUGUUAUCGGGUUGAUAAUGUAUGGUUUUGUGAAGGCCAUGGUACACCUUGGCCAGUUAAAGGGAUGGGAAUUCCACUUCACUGACUGUUUAUUUUUUGGAUCACUGAUGUCCGCCACAGAUCCAGUGACAGUCCUUGCUAUUUUCCACGAGCUGCAUGUGGAUACAGAUUUGUACACUUUGCUGUUUGGAGAGAGUGUCCUAAAUGAUGCUGUGGCUAUCGUGCUGACACACUCUAUAUCCAUUUACAGUCCUAAGGAGAAUCCUAAUGCAUUUGAUGCUGCUGCUUUCUUCAAGUCAGUGGGAAAUUUCCUGGGGAUCUUUGCUGGAUCAUUUGCCAUGGGAUCCUCUUAUGCUGUUGUCACGGCUUUAAUAUCAAAAUUUACAAAGCUGUGUGAGUUCCCUAUGUUGGAGACAGGUCUGUUUUUCCUCCUGUCCUGGAGUGCCUUCUUAUCAGCAGAAGCUGCUGGUCUUACAGGUAUCGUUGCAGUCCUUUUUUGUGGAGUCACACAGGCCCAUUAUACCUACAACAAUCUGUCACCAGAUUCCAAAAUGAGAACUAAACAGUUGUUCGAGUUCAUGAAUUUUUUGGCUGAGAAUGUCAUCUUCUGUUACAUGGGACUCGCACUAUUCACAUUUCAAAAUCACAUCUUCAAUGCUCUUUUUAUAUUUGGUGCAUUUAUGGCAGUUUUUGUAGCAAGAGCUUGCAACAUAUACCCACUUUCCUUCCUUUUGAAUUUGGGUCGAAAACAAAAGAUUCCCAGGAACUUUCAGCACAUGAUGAUGUUUUCAGGUUUACGUGGUGCAAUAGCAUUCGCAUUGGCUAUUCGAGACACAGAAUCCCAACCCAAACAGAUGAUGUUUACAACAGCACUGCUUAUUGUGUUUUUCACAGUCUGGGUAUUUGGUGGGGGCACAACACCAAUGCUCACGUGGCUUCAGAUCAGAGUUGGUGUAGAUCCAGAUGAAGAUCUGAAAGCAGAAGCUGCAAGCCAGAGCGCAUCUAACUUGGAUAAAAAUACAACCAAAGCUGAGAGCGCAUGGCUGUUCAGAAUAUGGUAUGGCUUUGACCACAAAUACUUGAAACCUAUCUUAACCCACGCUGGUCCACCUCUCACAACGACAUUACCUGGAUGGUGUAAUCCUCUUGCCAGGCUUCUGACCAGCCCCAGUGCAUAUGGUGAUCAACUGAAGGACGGCGACGCAGAUUACAUCAUAAAUAAUGAUGAAUUGAAUGAAAACUAUGAAUCACCUGCUCACGUACCAGUGCCAGCGCAGGACAGAACAGGCUCCACCCAGGCUACAGGCAAGGAAGAUAUUCAUGAAGGAGACCUAGGAUUAGGAGGGUACAAACUCCAGCUGGAACACAUUGCAGGUCAAUCCCAGAUGAGUUCAUCGGCAUGAAUAGUGUAAUGUUAAUCACAAGAAAUAAGACUAAAACAAAGAAAUAAAAGAUACUAUUAUGCGAACAAGAGGCUAGAAAACGUACUAAGCAAAAAAAAGGCAAUUUUACAAACUAAAUGCCUGCUUCCUCCAGGAAAGAGUCUACCAUCAUCCAUAUACCACAAUAAUAUGCAUGUUUUCUGACUGUAGUAUAUUUUAAUAAGAUCUAGGGCAACACCAACCUACUGUAAAUCCAUUACAGUCGUGUGUUGUCUCAGCCUUUACUGUUACCAUGCCCAUCAUAUGUACACAGGCCUUUGAGUGUUGCUUAUAGUCUUUAGUCAUCUGGAAUGGAGACAAAGAACUUCCUAACAUAUUCAUGCUUACAUGACGACAGCACCUUUUUUUUUUUUUUUUUACAGCUGGUCCUGAACAGAUCCAAAGAUAGCUGUUACUCCAGUAGCUAUUAUAUUUAUAAAGAAUCAAAAGAUUCUUUGUCCAAUGAGUAUGUGAUCUAAAAAUAUUUUUUAAAUGCAUUGCGGCACCUCAGUCUUGAUAGACCAAGCUCACAAUAUAGACUUCUCCUGAGAAGCAGCCCAGCAUUUGCUUUCUAAAUGCACCUUAUAGCCUAGUCCAUAUAGGGUUGCGCCAGGCCGCCACAAACUGAACAUUCAUAGUAGGAGACAUCAGAGUCUAUAAAAUCAGCAACAGACACCCCUCCUUUUAAUGAUGCACUGAAUGGGCACAACCACUAUUUAAACAGUAGUUAUUCCUCAAGGCAUUUGUCAUUACAGCUUCACAGCACACAAAACUUACAUGCCUGGGAAAGUUUUGUUGUUUUGAAAGAUCAUUCUAAAUGUAUGCUUUGAUUUAAGUAGUCAAAUGUUUCAUUUUUAUUGUUGAAGGAAAGUUAGUUGUUUCUAAUCAAAUAUUUCUGAAAAACAGCUAUAUCUUAAGACUGGCUGCUCCAAGGGUAAAUUUGUUCACCUCUAUGCUGGGCACUCAAUAUCACACUAGUGAAAAUGACAGUGGUAGUUAGAUAUAAAAAAAGAGAAGAGUUCAGGUAUGAAAGUAUAAUUGUGUGCAUGGAAUUCUAUAUGCUGUUACAAAAGAUCAGAAGCUUAAACUGGCAUUUUAUUUUCCCCUAAACACUAACCAAGGAACUUCAAAGUAUCUUAAUGCUCGUGUGGUUUAAAACAAAUAUUUUUCAGGCAUGAUAAAUUGGAGAAGAACUAAUUAAUUUCCAGCUCCUUUCUUUGCCUUGUUUAGCAGCAUGAGGUGGGAAAAGAUGCACAGCACAUUGCAAGAAGAGAUAGAGAGUGAAUGAGGAGGGGUAAGGUUUUGUGGCCUAGUAUUGUGCACCCUACAGCAUGCAGUGGGAGAUAGCAAAGGUAACCGGAGGCAGGAUAAGCAGGUAGAGACACACUGCGGUGAGGUGAACAUGGCAACACAGUGAGAAGGUAUCAUCAUGGGUGGGUGGUAACUUCAGCAGCCAGAGACUCCAAUUUCAGUCUUCAGAAGUAUUGAGUGCACGCCACCAGGAUUCCUAAGCUCCUUGGAAAGCAUGGAUCCCAGUCCUUAGAUUAUAGUGCAAAUCAAUAAACUGCUGCAGUAUUAUGGAGAUGCAAAACUGUUUUUCACAGCUGCUACAUGAACUGGAAAUGACAAGCUCUUCACCAACAGUUCUGCUCUCAUAUUCUACUCUGAAAUGCAUCCUGCAGCAUAGUCUACAGGGUUUUUACUGAUUUAUUUAUUGUGCCUAUGUCCAAAUUUCUCACACUUGUGCCAUGUGAUAAAUGGAGAGCUCUGGGGUCUGAAAUUCUCCGUUUAUCAAAAAAAGUCUGUAGUGAAUACUCUCCACACUGUUAUGCCUGGAUGCCUUAAAGGGCUCCUUUACUGAGUAAAGAAAGUAAUCUUUUGCAACAGAAGUGCACAUACUUCACAUCUUCACAAGUCGGAUUUUUAUGCUAAGACUGUCAAGAGGCUGAACCAGUGGUCCCAGCAGGAUGGGUAUUUAACCUCUGGGACCAUGCUCAGCAACCUAAAUAUCAUUGCCUUUUAGGAAAAUUAGUAAUUUGAGCUGCAAGCAAACCUGAAACUUCUACUAAAUGGCAAUAAGUCUCAAUUAUCCAUUACAUUAUUCAGCCCUGUCAUCUCCUAAUUUUAAGAUAUUCUUUUUAUGACAUACAGAUGAAGAGAGUUAAAACAACAUUAGAACAGAUGAUAUAUUUGUAUUCAAGGAGAAAUUACUGGCAACUAAUAAUUCUGCACAACUGUCCAUUAUUCUGUUUAAACAGAAUAAUGGAUGUUAGGAGAGGCCUUCAAUGUUAAUUUACAGUUCAUAUGCUGGAGAUUUAAACUACUCAAUACCACAGAGUGUUUGACUGAAUGUGCAAGUCGCUCAUGAUAAAUGUGAAGCCAUCCUUCCUAUUGGAGUUAAUCUAAUAAAACACUGCUUGGAAAAUGAAAUGUAAAAUAUAUUGUCAAAGUGUAGUGACCGCAUACUCAAUAUGAAGGCCAAAAUAUUAGGAAAGAUGGAAAUCUGCAAUAUUGCUAAACCUUUCAGGUUUCAGAAACAGUUACAAGUUUCAUACUCAACCGCAGAGAGCAUUUGACUAAGGUUGGAAGCAGCAAAAUGAAUUCUGGUUAUACAGCAGAGCCUGUCCAAAAAGAUACUGUACUAAAAAUAUCAGGUCACUAUGAUAACUUUCACAGAUAAGUGCAAUAUUUGAUAACCUCACCAAAAGCAGGGGCCAUUGGAAGCAAAACAUUUAUGUUGCUGUGUUAAAAGCUCAAACUUUUCCAUAGUAACCACGUUAGGGCUCUCUUCAGCAAACUGAUUAACA